AUGACUGCUGCAAAAACAGCAACAGCCACUACUACUACUACUACAAAAGCAGCAGUAAUAGCUUCUGCUAGAGCAGCUUCAGCUACAACAACGACAACGCCGACGACUGUGGCAUUGAAAUCAGCCAUUAGAGUUAAUUUUCAGCCAGAUGAACAUCAAGAGCCGCAGCAACUACAACAUCAACAGCCACAACAGCCACAGUUACAACAGCCACAGCCACAACAGCCACAGCUACAACAACAACAACUACAGCAGCAGCCACAGCAGCAGCCACAACAGCUGCAGCAACAACAUCAAUUUUUUCUCAAACAUUCAACGACAACAUAUAAAAAAAUUAUCAUUCUAGCUAUCAAAGAUGCUUCAUAUUCUAAGUACGUUGUGAAAGAUUAUUUGGAAAAUCUCAACCAAGUUGACCAUCAGGUUGUACUGCUGAAUGUCAUCCAACUGCCCUCUCUAAAGAAUGCAAUUCUGAUGUAUAGUAUCUUGCAUCUUGAAUAG
Messenger RNA from Helobdella robusta, 498 nucleotides. RefSeq lists its product as hypothetical. NCBI's taxonomy places the organism in Eukaryota, Metazoa, Annelida, Clitellata, Rhynchobdellida, Glossiphoniidae. The transcript has 3 exons. The record is from RefSeq and is a predicted model, not a curated record. Bases 1 to 498 code for a protein of 165 amino acids.